AAAAAACGAACUAGUCUUCUUCUUCUUCUCCUCUCAUUUUUGUUGUAUCGCUUCGUAUUUCUUUGUUUCUAAAACUCAUCACCGUCCAUACAAUUGGCUGAAGAGCCAAAUUUUGGAAAAUAAAUUGAGCAUUUUUUUCAAUUUUGAAGUACAAAAUUAUACGACACGACAUCAAGCAAUUUGUUAAGAAAUAAGAGAACUAUGGAGAUUUUUCAAAAGACAAUUUCUGGUUGGAGGAUUUUGGACCUCAAAUAUUAUUCUGGUCAGCGUUACACAUCAUCAACACCCCCCAAACAAGAAAAAACAUCUGCCUAAUUUUCUUCCCUCCCCAUGUGUUAGCUUACAAAUCUUUUCUUGCCCGCAAUAUUUUACUUGUUUCACUUGGAAGAAAAAAAAAAGCUGUGAAUUUGCCCACCCUUUUCAUCCAAGUACAUGAAUCUUUGACUUGAAUCAUCAUUAAAUCCUCCAACAUUCUUGGACCCUUUACCUUCCUCUGAAAAGGGUCUUCCUCAAUUCCUUGAUUUCUGGUUGCAAACUGCAUAAAGAUUUCUGUUUUAAUUUUGAUCCUUUUGUAUUGGUGAAGGUUUGUGUUGUUUUGUUUUUUGGGGUUAGGAUGGUUGGCUCAUUUUCUGUUGCUGCUUCCUCCAUGACUGAUUUGCAUGCUUGUCCAUGCUUGUGUUUGGAUGUUGUUCCUUCAUGCAAUUUGGGUAGUGGGGAUCUUAAUGUGAGCCGGAGUUUGGUCACUAGGAAAACUGCUGGAGGGUCAUUGGAAUUGAGCAGUUCAUUUCUUGAUUCUGUGAAAGGUCUUUCUUCUUCUGGUGGUAAAAGUUUGAGAGUGCAGAGGAAGAAGAAGAACAGGGGUUUCACGAUUGUGAGUGAAAUUGCUGGACAGUAUGAAGAAGGCUUUGCGGAUGUUAAAACUCAAAUUCUUAAUUAUUUCACAUACAAAGCUGUGAGGACUGUAUUGCAUCAGCUCUAUGAGAUGAACCCUCCACGGUAUAGGUGGUUUUAUAACUACGUUGUCAAUCAUAAGCCAAAUGAAGGGAAGAAAUUCCUCCGCGGCCUUCAAAAGGAGGAGCGAGAACUUGCAGAAAGAGUGAUGAUAACGCGCCUUCACCUCUAUAAAAUAUGGACUAAGAAAUGUGAUCAUGCCGCAAUAUAUCAAGAAAUCUCUGAUCAGAAUCUGGAGUUGAUGCGUGAAAGGCUCAUGGAAACAGUAAUCUGGCCGUCUGAUGAUACAAACACAGAGAAGAUUGGCUGAAUUGAAGAGUUUUUCUGCCUCUUUGGUCUUCUUUCUUAUUGGUCCAAUCCUUGAGCACAUAGGGAAAAUCCCUUUGUAGUAAUUCACCACUUAGGGUUUCAAAGUUGUUAUUAGAUUUUACUUAAUUAUUUUUAUAUUGUAUAUACGAAUUCACAAGCAUUUUAUAGUCUCAUCUUUUUUUUUCUUAUUUCUUUCUUGUUCUUUCGGGAGAAUUUUAUGAAGCGGCUUGUGAAAUCCAUUAGACAGUGCUUGUUGAGAAACAUUAUAGUUUAUGCAGAAGGAUUCCCCAUUUCCAUCUCUGUAGUUGGAAGAAUACGUCCGAAAAUUUGAGUUCUGAUUGUUGAACCGAAGUGCCA
This is a messenger RNA of Oldenlandia corymbosa var. corymbosa, 1617 nucleotides long. Lineage: Eukaryota; Viridiplantae; Streptophyta; Magnoliopsida; Gentianales; Rubiaceae. The record is from the annotation of a GenBank genome assembly.